Asterias rubens (European starfish) is the source of this 797-nucleotide messenger RNA. Its product is annotated as lipopolysaccharide-induced tumor necrosis factor-alpha factor homolog. Bases 578 to 790 code for a protein of 70 amino acids. Gene Ontology annotation, molecular function: zinc ion binding. NCBI's taxonomy places the organism in Eukaryota, Metazoa, Echinodermata, Asteroidea, Forcipulatida, Asteriidae. The record is from RefSeq and is a predicted model, not a curated record. The transcript has 2 exons.
UAGACCUUUCUACUGUUGAUAAACAAACCGCGCCGGCUUGCUUGGACGGCAAAAAAAAUAUUAUAGCAAAACAAUUAGCUUGUGUUAACAUAAUGAUGUGAACAAAUUCUACAUCUCUGCAAACUUCCCAUAAAAAAAACUAUAUUCCAUUUAGUUUUCAAACAAAUUCAACACUAUAAUAAUUUGAAUAUGUUUACAAAACGUACCUAACUUUCGUGCUAAGCAAUAAUUUAAAUGGAUUUUAACAAAUAUAGAUUAUAACGUACCACUUUGCUGUUAGACUUAUUGACAAGUCGUUAAAUGUUUGUUGUGAUGCAUGUUCUCACGAGAUUAUACUGUUCUCUCGCGAUACCGCUGGCUCUUGAAUACUAUGGGACCGUAAUCACGUCAGCGGUAGUCUCGCGCGCAUUGCGAUAUCGCGAGGGUAUAGCUGUGAGAGAGCCGCUUACACUUCAUCACCGCGACAAACAAUGAACGACUUGUCAAUAAGCCUAUACCAAGCACUAUGAUAGCCUUGUUUCGAGCCGUUAUUAAAUAAAUAAUUCUCACUUAUCAUACAGCUUUUAGUGAAUAUCCAAUGCAAAUGGUCUGUCCUCAAUGCCAGCAGAGUGUAAUGACUCGAACAGCGUAUAUUAAUGGAUUGUUACUAUGGCUAGUCGUCGGAAGUAUUUGCCUUUUUGGUGGUUUCCUUGGAUGCUGUUUGAUUCCUUUCUGCAUUUCUGGUUGUAAGGACGUCGCCCAUUCCUGCCCGCAGUGCAAUGCAUACCUUGGUACCUUUAAACGGAUGUGAUCUGAAU